AUUCUUAUUUUUUUUAAUCAGGUGAAAAUUAUCCUGGACUGCAGAUGGAGGAUUUUGCCUUAGCAUUCAUGAAUAAAAAUUUGGAGAGGAAACUGAAAGAGUUCAGAAAAAUCAUAUGCAUCGAUGGAACACACGGAACAAAUGCAAGAAAUUGGGAUUUAACCGUUGUUUUGGUUAAGGAUGAGAAUAAUAUAGGUUUUCUCGUUUCAUUUCUUAUAUCUAAUAGAAGAAUUGGAGAAGACAUUGAUGCCGACCAUAUCAUGACAGAUGAUGAUAUUAAAUACUACAAUGCUUGGUGUCAAGCAAUGGGAUCAGUUACAAAACAAAGAAGACUACUCUGUUCAUGGCACGUAAUUGAAAACUGGAACAUCCAAGGGAGAAAUAAACUAAAAAAUCCAGAAAUCAAGAAACAAAUGGAAUAUCGGAUGAGAAAGAUAUUGAGGGAAACAGAUUGGACGACAUUUUUUAAAUUAAAGGAGGAUUAUUUCAAGGAUUUAGAAAAAGAAGGAGAAAAUGAAUUUCUGAAAUACUUAAUGAAUUAUUACUUCCAAACAGAAGAACGAAUAAAAAUGUGGUCAUACUGCCAUAGAGUUAAUGCAGGAAUCAACACAAACAUGGCCAUUGAAAGUUUCAACAAGGUCCUGAAGCACAACAAAAUGAGAGGCAAUCAAAAUAUAAGGAUUGAAAAACUACUGGACUCACUGGAAGAGUUGGUGAAUGAUAAGAUGUGGAAGAAAAUCAUAGAAACUGAAAGACCCACCGCUAAUUCAUAUCACUCCAGUGUAAUAAUCGGGAAUUUCAGAUUCUCGAUUAUUGGGUCUGGACGUCGCCAACGUGCGGUAGGUAGACCAGACCCUUUUCGAAGACCAUGUUAGGUCUUGACACUAAAC
This is a messenger RNA of Harmonia axyridis, 890 nucleotides long. RefSeq lists its product as uncharacterized. NCBI's taxonomy places the organism in Eukaryota, Metazoa, Arthropoda, Insecta, Coleoptera, Coccinellidae. The record is from RefSeq and is a predicted model, not a curated record. The transcript has 3 exons. The coding region runs from base 45 to 875 and encodes 276 amino acids.